Megalops cyprinoides (Indo-Pacific tarpon) is the source of this 7664-nucleotide messenger RNA. RefSeq names its product zinc finger protein 831 (gene znf831). Lineage: Eukaryota; Metazoa; Chordata; Actinopteri; Elopiformes; Megalopidae. The record is from RefSeq and is a predicted model, not a curated record. The coding region runs from base 180 to 7109 and encodes 2309 amino acids. The transcript is spliced from 4 exons.
UCCUACAUAUGGAGCUGUGAGGCUUUGUGCUGUUCACAGCAGCCUGUGGCUGCUCAUUGGAUGGCUGCAAGACUUGGAGAUGACCAGGUGGACUGCUAAACCAACAACAAUGCUCUGCUCAACUCUGGGAUAGGGUAAUUAGCAGCCCUGUCUAAUACCGUCAAGAGAGGGUGGUUGCCAUGGAGACCGGCAAGCAGGGCUUUGUGAGCGCUCCAGCUCUCAGCAGCUCAGUCUCAGCACAGAGGGAGGACAGGAUGCACGACGUACAGACCCCUCUGCCAACCGUGUACCUCCAAACGGUGGGUGGGCUGCCCCUGUACCCGCAGACGCUGCCGCCCGCCAGCCAGGAUGCCGUCACCCUCCCUCUGUCCAUCUCUUCGCUCUCCUCCAAGCAGGCCCUGCCCCUCCUCACCUUCCACAUCGCCAGCGGGAUGCACCUCCAGCAGCAGGGCCAGAGGUCAGGGACCAGCUCGCCAGCUGCCAGACCCAAGUCCGCUGGGAAGCACGUGUGCCCACACUGCGGCCGGGACUGCCUGAAGCCCAGCGUGCUGAAGAAACACCUGCGCUGCCACACGGGGGAGCGCCCAUAUCCCUGCACCACCUGCGGCGUUGCCUUCAAAACCCAGAGCAACCUGUACAAGCACAAGCGCACCCAGGCCCAUGCCCGUCUGUCCUGUGAGUCUGAGAAGGGCAGCCUCAGCAGCCAGGAGAGCGUGCCGUGCUCUGGGGAUUCACAAUCCAACAGCUUCUCUGUGGGGGGGCAGAGCGAGGAUUCUGAAAGCUUUGAGAGGGAUGUUGGUGCACCUGCAGUGACACUUUGCACCACCUCUGCCCCAGCCCAGGCCCCUGCUCCACUGGGGAAGAUCGGGUCAGACACUGGAUGGGCUUUGCACCAGGCAGCAUUAGUUGGACUCAUUCUUGCCCCUGUGAAUGAAAAUCAAGAAAAGCUGAGCUCUAUAGCCCGAAAGACGGAGCCGUCAUCUGACCUGGGGACUGCCUCUGUGGCAAAAUCCAAACAAACCGAGCAAGAGGAGCAAAGGCCGGCAGCCCUGACGCCAAAUCGUCAUCUUCCCCUGCAGAGGCAGCAGGCCACUUUCUCCAAACAGUGGGAGUCCCGCAAGACCAGAGGCAAGUCCCAGAGCCACGACAGCACAGACUCCGGCUUCUCGGACAGCAGCGAUCCGCACUGGACCUCCAGCCCUGGCAGCACUCUGCAUGACCACAGCAUGGAGUCCCUGACAGAAUCCAGCAUGGAGCACCAAGAGGAGCCCAGGCCUCUGGAGGCCCCCACAGACCCUGGUGCUGCCAGCAGUGGGGCCAAGAGCAGGGUGUCUGUGCUGGAGAAGAGGAAACUGGAGGAGAGGAUCUCUAAGCUGAUCUCUGAAAAUGAUGCCCUGGUGGAUGACAAGAGUCUGGAAAAUGUGAGACCACGGAAAACUGUACUGUCAAAGCAGGGCAGCAUUGAUGUUCCAAUGCCCUACACCUACAAGGACUCCUUUCACUUCGAAAUGAGGACAAGUAAGCAGACAAACAUCGUUUCAAACUGGCAAAGCCCAGACAGGAGAGUGAAGCAGACAAUGUACAACUCCGUCCCCACCCAACGAUCCACCAGUUUUGAUCACGCACCUCUGACACGAAGCAGUUCCUUGCCAUUUAGUUUAGGCAGCGUGGGAUUUGAUAAAAAUGGCCAUCCUGGACAUUAUCAAAGAGAGGGUAUAGGGCUGGGUCGAAGAGACAGCUCCGGGCAGCUGUGCCCGGGUGAGUUUGUUAUGAGGUCCGUGGACCAGCAUGCAUCUCACCACCGAUCUCUAGUCAGGCAGUCUGCUGUUGACUGCCAACCUGCAACUGAAGGCCUCCUGGUGACUUCAUCCGUUGAGGAGAGCUAUCCUAGCAGUCUCAGCUCAGAUGGAGACUCCAUUGACAUUGUCAGUGACUCCAGUGGUGGGAAAUGUCGCAGGAAAAAAGCACAAAAAUUCUCCUACAACAAGUGGUACAUGUAUGGGGGUGGGACCUUCACAAAGCUCUAUAAUAUGGAAAAGGGCUCUGACCGUGGCAAACCUAAGAAGGCUAUGCCCUGCAUGGAACAAGAAAAGGUACAGGGGAUUCCCAGCAGGAGCACAGCUGCGCUCACAGAACCCAGUAGUUCAGAAGUAUCCACCACAAGUCUCAGAUCAGUCUCUGAUGGCUUACAAACCGUAUGCCAUCCACCAUGCCUUCCAGAUCACCUGCCUUCUAGCUCCAGUUUGCUUUCAGCAAAAGAGCACAGCAGCCAAGUUUCCUCAGAGCCAUGUCUCCAGAGACCCAUCCUGAAAGAUUUGUCUGGCUCCACACAUCAUAACUUGGUCAGGCAGAGCAGCCUACCAGCCUUUGACUGCACCAAAGGCAGCAGAGGAGAGCCUGUGAAAGAGGUCCAGCAGGAAGAACAGAAUACACAACGUACACCACUGCUGUAUGUCAAUAGCCUUCCAUCAGAAAGGAAGAAGCAGAGGACAGAAAACAACAUGUGCAUGCUGGUGGACAAUAUGCAAAAGCAACCUCUGUCCUCUCUCUGCAGUGGCACUACCCCAAAGCACAGCCACACCACAGAGAGAGGUGACAGUGGCAAGUUACAGGUCCAUCACCAAGAUCAGAGGAUGGACUUCAGUCUUUGCCAUUUGAAUCAGAGAUCAGUACAGCUCAAGGACCGUGCUUCUCUUCCAUCCCUGGUGAAUGUUGGCAGACCAUCUGGCUCACUCACUGUCUCUGCUCGACCUAGCACUUAUUCUUCAACUAAGUCCAGCUUCCUCCCCAAGUACCAGCUCAAGCUUCCCCAUCCUGCAGACCCAGGAUCAGACUCAGAACAGAGCCUCUCUGCUCCACCAAUCACAGAGGAGAGCCUCGCUGGUGCGCUAACCUUGGAACAGAGACUCACUGCUACAUCUGUCUUAGCUUCAGAACAGAGCCACACUGCUGCCUUCACUCCCACCUCUGAACAGAGUCGUAUUUCCACUAACAAAUCAGCUAUGACACACUGCCACUCUCCUACCCCCAACUCAUCUUCUGAACAGGGACACACUGCUCUAUCCAUAUCAACAAACAGACAAACUGCAACACCCACCCCAUCUUCAGAUUUGAGUUGCAUGUCUAUACCCAUCUCAGGACAAACUCAAGCUGGCUCACUUAUGCUAACCUCAGAGCAGAGAGCAACUUUUACACCUACCUCAGCCUCGGAGCUGAGUCAUAGAGCUACACCCACUUUAGGACAAACUUACACUGUUUCACCCACGCUAACCUCAGAACAGAGACAGACUGCUACAUCCACCCCAUCUUCAAAACAGAGUGACAUUGCUAUACCCAGCUCAGUCUGUGUUAAUCUCAAUACAAAUUUCCCAAAAGGAGAGUCAAAUUCUGAGGGAAAAAUCAUAUUGCUGAAGGGUGUAUCGCAUUCUACUGCUGAAGAGACAGACUAUGUCAAAACAGGAGAUAUACAAAUAUUUCUACAGAUCAUUUCUGAAGAGCAGUUGCCGCUCAUGGAAGCUCCCCUCAGCCAACAGGACUCUCAACUGGAGGCAAAUCUUUGUCAGGAUAUUUCCCAGGCAGCGGUGAGGAAUGCUGAAGUAGGAAUACAAAACGAAUUACAGAAACUGAAAACUUGUCAUGACAGACAGUUACCUGCUCAUACCACGCAACAGAGCAACAGCAAAAACACAAUACACAGCAGUGCAGGUUUUAUGGCGCCCAACACAGAAGCACCAGGUACAGUCUCCUACCCAGGGCAGUGUGAGCAGAACCUUGAAAAAUGUGCACAGAAGAGUUCCACGCAUUCAAAUCCUAUCGCUGGAUAUGCCCAGGCUUGCUCUAUAUUACCAGCUCCAACAGACAUUGUUGAACACAGCACGGAGGGCUCAGUACUCAGGCCAGGUCAGAGUCAACUAGACCAUGCAGACCUGCAAAUUCACAAACAGAGUGACUACGGAGACCCCUCAUCGGCAAAGAACUCACAGAGUCCAAAUGAGGAACAGAGUGAGCAUAUCUUGUGUCUUUCACAGGACGCGUGUCCUCAAGACAGAGUAACACAGCAACAGAUCAGAGCUGAAACAGCAGACUCUGUUGCCCUGGUACACAACCAGGCCCCACUACCUUCCUCGACGUCUCCCACUGUCAUAAUAGAGGCCGGAUCACCACCCUCAACGUCUCCCAUUGUCAUGACUGAGAAGAGCACAUAUAUUUGUCCACACACCCCAGGCAACCGGUCAGGGGUAACCAGCCGAUCAGCUCUAGCAGAGGCACACAGAAACACUAAAAGACAAACUUUGUCAGGAAGUGAUGAAAUGAGCUCUUCAGCGAUGCCUUUUCCUUCUACAUCUGCAGUAGGACAGGAACUCCAGGCACUUCCUCCGGAGGUUUCAUUGCUUGUACAGAACAAAGCCGUUAUCACAGCAACAGUACCUCCACAACUUAAGCACUGCAAUGAUUGCUCAUCCUCACAAAGUCAAAUCCUUUCAGUUCAUCAGCUUGAACCAUCUUCCCUACCACAGUCCUCACAUCUGCAGGAUGUCCCACGCUGCCCGGAUGGAAUUCUCCCAUUGAGUAUGCAUCACCAGAGCACAGCGCCUUCACCUGCCCCCUGCAGGACAGAGGGCAUCACUGCAGCUGAGUGGGAAGGUGGUGGAGACAGUUCCUCUGUAUCAUACUUUCCGUCCACUUCAAACCACCUCUUCAGUCGUCCCUGCCCCAGAACUCCAGCUCCGCCUCCUGCCGCCAUCUCCCAGCUCAACACUCAAAUUUAUACACGUGAAGAAUCAAGUCUCGGUCAAGACAGCCAGUCACAGUCAUCAAGAGAGAAACAAGACACAGUGGAUUCAGUCAAAACCAGCUUUAAUCAGACUGAGUCCUCAACGCUGGGGCAAGUCAGUCUUCUCACAGACAUGGGUCAGCAGGCCAAACAUGCAGCUGUGUCACUGCAAAAACACCACCCUAGGUUACAGAAAGAGAUUCAAAGAAGUCCACUGAGUGUGACACAAGAGCUUGCCCAGCAGACAACUUCAGAGCAUGCAGCACUAGUCUCUACUCCCCUGACAGACACAGAGGCACAGCAGAACAAAGCUGAGAGACGUGCACAGGAGGUCCCUGCACACCGUGGCUCUUCAUGGGCCUCUCUCACAGCUCCAAGAGUCAGCCAACAGGAAUUGGUUCCAGCAUCACUCCCAGGCCAACACAAACUCUGCUUGGCUGCUGGAAUCUCUCUCUCUCCCAUUGCAACGGCAGAAAUCAGCUCAGGAAGUGUACUACUGCACGUCUCAGUCCAACACAAACCUCUAAAUCAAAGAGUCCCAUGUAGUGCGGGCAAGCAGAGAACCAAAUGUGGAAUUCAUGAGAAUGAAGCCACUGUAAAUCCAAUCGGCACAUCUGGAGGACUCCGUCCAGGAUGGCCAGCCUCUUCCGUACAGGGAUGUAACAUUUCAGAGACCAUCCCUGCCAGUGUCAGACAGCAUAGCAAGGCUAGCCCGCCUUCUCAUUCACAUAUCUGCUCCAGCCUCAGUGGAAGAGGCCCUCUUCUCCAGGAUCCAGCGGCCUGCGUCAGUGCCUCAGCACUGAUGUUACCUGCAGAGAAACCAGAAAUCACUCAGAAAACUUCAAAUGCGCUGUGUGAGCCGUCAUCCAGGCCCUUGGGAAGGCUUCCAUCAGGACGUGCUGUGAGUUCACUCACAAGGAGCCAGGUGCAGAGUGGCAGUGAUGAAUCUCAGGGCCAGGCCUCUACUCCACAGGGCCAAUCUGCACCCCAGGGCGUGACAGCUGCAGAUCAGGGGGAAUUUUUUUUUGAAGAGAAACCAGGGGAUGAGGUGCUGUUCUGUACUCCUGCAGACAUAAAGGAGAAGAGCCAGGACCCAACCACAGGGCAUCAGCAGACCUUGUCCGUCAGUGGCUCUGAAGUCAAGAAGGAGAAUGAGACACAGGGCACCAGGUGGAGGCCAGAGAGGUGGGAGAGUAGAGCAGUGGAGGAGGGGGCGUGCAAGGGGACAGAAGUGCCAGAGAGAAGGGGGAUGGAAGAGACGGAGAGAAGAGGGAUGGAGAAACAAGAGAGGGGCAACUCCUGCACCUCUCCUUUAAUGGUGCCGACAAAGGAGGCCACAAAAGGGGAUGAUCUGAAGGAGAGACUCGCCGGUGAAACACACUCAUAUAGCAGCUCCGGGCUGUUAUUACACACUGCUCAGUCCCCCACCAAGAGUGAGACCAGCGCUUUACACACUUUACAGGUCCAUGCACAGAGCAAGACCAGUGCUUCACACACUCUACAGGUCAAAGCCCAGAGUGAUACCAGCACCUUACACACUCUUCAGGUCAAUGUGCAAAGUGAGACCAGCACAUUACAGACUCCUCAGCCCCCAACCCAGAGUAAAACCAGCAUUUUACACACCGUAAACAUUCAUACUGUUAGCGAGACCAGCACUUUGCAUACCCUACAGAUCCACGCACAGAGUGAAACCAGCUCCUUACACACUCCUCAGCCCCCCACCCAAAGUGAAACCAGUUCUUUGCAAACCCUUCAAGCCCCUGCCAAUAGGGAGAGCAGGUUGCACGGAAUACACCAAGGCCAGUUAUCAGGACAUCAGGACUCCACAUCCUGUUCCAGAGAAUGGGGCAUACACAGGCCUCUGCUUCCCCAACCUUAUGUCCACAAGAGUCCCACCCCAGAGUCAUGCCCACUCUCCAUGAAUGCAGCCCCACUGACCAGUGGGGUGGGGGCAGUAACUCAAGCAGUGAGCUGUGGUAUGAGGGACAGCGCAGCUCAUCCUUUCCAGCCAAGGACCUUGUCAGCUCUGGGGAGCAGGCUCCACCGUGAGGGACUGAGAGGGACAACACACACCAGCUCCCGGAACGCCGACUGCAGACCAUCCCAGACUGUUACCUGUAGCAUCCCAGCGCGGUCAGAGCAGCCCAGCGCACUCCAUACCUUAUCCUCGGCCACAUACACGCAUCCGUUCCUCUCACACACCAGCACAACACACUGCUCUCUGUCUCUAAGCGUAAAGUCCAGUGAGGCACCUGUCAGAGCAGGGCAGAGCAGUCUGGAAGAGGCUGACACCAGCAGCAGUGACGAUGAAGGCAGACUGGUCAUUGAACUGUAAUAGCAGGUGAACACACAUACACACACACACAUACACACACACACAAACAAUUCAUGAGUCACAAAAUUUUCUCCAUCACUGUUUCUUUUCAUUUUUUUGUCACCCAGACAUAUACAUACACUCAUACUUUCUCUCACGCAUAUAAACCCCCCAGGCCAAAUGAGUCAGACCCAAUUCUGCACCUGUAUGUGUUUCGGCCAUAGCCAGGUCAGGGCACCUGGAGGAAGCUGGGGGACACAAGUCAUGCAGGAAUGCAUCCCAGUUCCAGACUUAUGUUUACUGGAGGUGAGUCAGCCUGACUGGGCACAGGAGAGAAGAUGACAGGAAAUCGUUGCGUGCCUGUGCAUUCCUGCAGCAGCUAUCAUUACAUAGUCAAUCAAUCCUCAAAUCUUAGCCAAAAGACAUCCUUGUGCUACGAGAAACAUGUUUUAUAGCGCCUUUUUAUGUUCGGUCUGAUGUCAGCUGCUCUAUCAGAGACUGUAAAAUUUCCACCUUAAACUGUACAAAAAGACGUAACUCAUGAAUGUACUGCUAUUUGUGGCCUUUAAAUUUCUG